AUGGACAUAAAGCUCAAGCCCCAGGUACCCACAUUUGUGGAAUCGGAUGAGCCAGCUAAAGAAACUGAGCCCCAAAAUGUGAACCGUUCAUCAAAUACAUAUAACGAGCCCAAUAGCAAAACCGGGAAUGAAACCUACUCGAUACAAGAUAUCGAAGUAGAGCAGAUUCUUCGUGGGAAAGUGAAUCGCUGCAAAAACCUUGAAGACCUUGCGCCCAUAGAAGCUUUGGCGAUUUUCAAUAGAUUGAUUGAUGACCUUGUUCAGCUGAGCAAAUUGACAUCGGGAGAGUCUAAUGUAGACCUAGACUUGCUUUUAUUUACACCCACAAAGAUUCACGGCGUAGAGUCGAAUACCUCUCAUCCAGUGAUACAAGAACCUGAGCAAGCAGUUGAAUCGAAGAGUCAGUUUGCAAGCGAUCAAGACAUUAAGGAAGAUCGAGAAAGGUACGAAGUUCCACUGAAAAUCAGUUCCAAAUUAAGGUUGAAUUUUGGCGACGCUUCAAUUCUUUCAUAUUCUGGAGCCUCGAAUUUGAGAAGUGAGGAAGUUUUGGGCUACUGUCGCGAUGAUAUGAAAACGAACGAGCCCAGACUUGACCACUACACCCUUUGUAGGAGAUUACCAGAUACAGGACCGGCGAUAAUUAGAAAGUUUUACCUGAAAAAAGCUCCAUCACUUCAGAUACCGAGAUACCUUGAACGAAUACACCAUUAUGCAAACCUAUCUACGGCUACACUUUUGACUUCCGCAUAUUUUUUAUUUCAUUUGACUUUCAACCUGAAGGCUCCUCUAUCGUCGUCACUGCUUCCUUUCGAACAGCCUCAGACACCUGAAGGGUUCGCAUGUAAAACUACAAUGCUUCAGAUAAAUGAGUUAAAUGCGUUCAGGCUCGUGCUUAGUGUCUUGCGCUUGUCUCUUAAGUUGAUCGAAGACAAAAACUACAAGCAAAGUUAUUAUUGCAAGGUCACUGGACUACAGAGUGUGGAAGAGCUAUUCAAACUGGAGCUGAACUUACUUUAUCUACUGAAUUUCGAUCUUUUUGUCAAUGAAAUCGCCUUGACGAGAUUCUUAUUUCAGUUUCACCAAUUCGAUUCAAAUUUACAGAACAUUUUAAGUUAG
Messenger RNA from Ogataea polymorpha, 1116 nucleotides. RefSeq lists its product as uncharacterized. Bases 1 to 1116 code for a protein of 371 amino acids. Lineage: Eukaryota; Fungi; Ascomycota; Pichiomycetes; Pichiales; Pichiaceae. The record is from RefSeq and is a predicted model, not a curated record. Gene Ontology annotation, biological process: regulation of cyclin-dependent protein serine/threonine kinase activity. Gene Ontology annotation, cellular component: nucleus; cyclin-dependent protein kinase holoenzyme complex. Gene Ontology annotation, molecular function: cyclin-dependent protein serine/threonine kinase regulator activity; protein kinase binding. The transcript has a single exon.